Pyrus x bretschneideri (Chinese white pear) is the source of this 4755-nucleotide messenger RNA. RefSeq names its product disease resistance protein RPV1-like. NCBI's taxonomy places the organism in Eukaryota, Viridiplantae, Streptophyta, Magnoliopsida, Rosales, Rosaceae. The record is from RefSeq and is a predicted model, not a curated record. Bases 163 to 3966 code for a protein of 1267 amino acids. Gene Ontology annotation, molecular function: ADP binding. The transcript is spliced from 4 exons. Gene Ontology annotation, biological process: defense response; signal transduction.
CCCAAAGUGACCCUUUCUUUCCUGGCAACUUCCAAGCGCCCCCCUGGAGAUGCAUCUCAUUUUUCUAGUGAGAACCAAUGAAGGGGGUCGUUGACCAGCAAUCUUGAGUUUGUUAAGGGGCUACUUGAGAAUCACAUUAGGCUGUCGAUCUUGUGCUUGUUGAUGGCUUCUUCUUCUUCAUCUGUUCCUGAUUGCAAAUACGAUGUCUUCUUGAAUUUUCGAGGCGAAGACACUCGCAAGACCUUCAUCGGCCAUCUCCACAAAGCUCUGGUUCGGAACUCAAUCAACACCUUCAUUGACGCUGAAGAGCUCAGAAAGGGCAACGGCCUUUCGCAGCUACUGACGGCUAUAAGCGACUCGAGGCUUUCGGUUGUAGUUUUUUCUCCAAACUACGCUUCUUCCACAUGGUGCUUGAAAGAACUCGUCCAAAUCCUGCAGUGCAUGGAUCAGAAGAAGCAGAUUGUGAUUCCCAUCUUCUACGAAGUAGACCCAGCUGAUGUUCGUAAAAUCAAGGGAAGUUUUGAGGAAGCAUUUUCUAAACAUGAACAUGAUCCUAACGCCGACAUGGAAGAAGUGCAGCGGUGGAGGUCCGCUUUACAAAGAGCCCCCGAUUUAUGUGGCUGGGAUUCACAAAAUUACCAGGAUGAUGCCAAGCUUGUUGAGUUGAUUGCAGAUGAUAUUUUUAAGAAAGUGAUCAACAUCCCAUCAAGUGAAAAGAAUGGCUUGGUUGGAAUGGAUUCCCGCUUAAAGAAAAUGGAUUCACUAUUAUGUCCCGAGGUUGAUAACGUUGGCUUUGUUGGAAUAUGGGGUAUGGGCGGUAUAGGCAAAACCACCAUCGCUAGAGCUGUGUAUGAUAAAAUCAAUCAUCACUUCGAAGGUCGUUGCUUUCUUGAAAAUGUGAAGCGACGUUUUCCCUCAACUGAUGCAGGUGAAGCGCCACUAGAUAUGCAGGCAGAAAUUCUAUCUAGUAUCACAGAUAUGAAGGUGGGGAGUUCAGAGAUUUUGAGAAAUGGUUUUCAGAAGAUGAUGGAAAGAGUUGGUAAGAAAAAAGUUUUACUUGUUCUGGAUAAUGUGGAGAGUUCAUCCCAAAUUGAAGCCUUAAUUGGAAAGCAACCUUCAUUUGGUGGCGGAAGUCGAAUCAUUAUAACAACUAGAGAUAAACAGUCACUAAGUAGACUUGGUGAUCAGAUAUAUGAGGCCGAGUUGUUAAAUGACGAUGAUGCUCUCAAGCUGUUUAGGCAGUAUGCUUUGAGUACAAAGCAACCCACAGAAGAAUACAUUGAUCUGUCGGGCCAUUUCAUAAAAUAUGCUCAAGGUUUGCCUUUAGCACUCAAAGUCUUGGGAGCAUUUCUCUUUGACAAAAGUGUACUUGUGUGGAAAGAUGAGUUAAAGAAAAUAGCGAGAAACCCGCACCCGGGAAUCCAAAAAGUCCUUAGAACAAGCUAUGAUGGACUAGAUGAUUUGCAGAAGGAAAUAUUUCUUGAUAUUGCAUGUUUCUUUAAACAAAUGAAGAAAGACUUGGCAACAAGGAUUAUGGAGGGUUGUGACUUCCAUCCCCAUACCGGAUUAGACGUUCUAGUUGGUAGAGCUCUUGUCACUAUCUCAUCUGAUGGUGUACUCGAGAUGCAUGAUUUAAUAGAGGAAAUGGGUCACCAAAUCGUACGCCAGGAAUAUAUAAAGGAGCCUGGAAGGCGCAGCAGAUUGUGGAGCUGUGAAGAUGUUCAUUAUGUGCUAAAUAAAAAAAACGCUAUGGAAGCAGUUGAAAGCAUAAUUGUGCAAUGGCCACACUCAAACAAUGUGGUGGAAUUAGAUAUCGCCCUUGCUCAAAUGCCAAAACUAAGACUACUCAGAGUCCAUACCCACUGUUUACUACCAGAGGGCGAGCCGGCCGAUGAUCACUGGCAAUACGAGAAUCUAAAGUUUCUCUCUGAAAAACUAAGUUAUCUGUUUUGGAACAAAUGCCCCCUAAAGUCUUUAUCAUCCAAUUUUAACCCAGAGAAUCUUGUUGAAAUUGACAUGCAAUGUAGUUGGGUUGAACACCUCUGGAAAGGAACUGAGCGUCUUGGAAAGUUGAAAAUUAUCAAUUUAAAAGGCUCUUAUCGUCUUAAGGAAACGCCGGACUUCGCUAAGGCAAAGAAUCUUGAGAAGCUAAUUCUUGGUGGAUGCACAAGUUUAUAUGAGGUUCACCCAUCCAUUUCUGCCCUUGAAAAACUUGUCCUCUUGGAUCUAAGUUGGUGCGGCGAACUCAAGUCCUUUUCAAGGAACAUUUGUAUGAAAUCUCUUGAAACCUUUGAUCUCUCUUUUUGCUCAAAACUUGAGAAGUUUCCAGAGAUUUCCAAAGUUAUGGAGAAGCUUUCAAAGCUUUAUUUGCAAGGGACUGCAAUGAAAGAACUGCCUCGAUCAAUUAACAACCUUACAGGGCUUGUUACUUUGAAUCUUGAAUAUUGCAGAGAACUUGAGAUUCUUCCAAGUAGCAUUGUUCAACUCAAGUCCCUGCAACUUCUUAAUCUUUCUGGUUGUCCAAAGCUCAAGGCCUUUCCAGAAAAUGUUGGAAAUAUGGAAAGAUUAAGAGAGCUUCGCUUGGAUGAGACUUCUGUUGAAGGCCUUGCCCCAUCAAUUUCAUCUCUUCAAAACCUUGAGAUUUUGAGUCUAAGGCAAUGCAAGAAACUUCAUAGUCUUCCAAGCAACAUUCAUAUGAGAUCUCUUCGAACCCUUAAUCUUUCCAGCUGCUCCAAUCUGUAUAAUUUUGCACAAAUUCCUGAAGUUAUGAACCUAUUAGAGCUUAAUUUAGAUGAGACUGCAAUUUCAGAACUGCCCUCGUCCAUCAAAAACUUUACGGGACUCGUUACCCUAAGCCUGAAGGAUUGCAGAAGAUUAGAGAUUCUUCCAGGCAGCAUUCAUAUGAGAUCUCUUCAAGCCCUGAAUGUUUCUGGCUGCUCAAAUCUGAGGAAUUUUCCAGAGUUUCUAAAAGUUACGGAGAACCUAACAGAGCUUCAUUUAGAUUGGACGCUAGUUGCGGGAGUCUCUCCCGGCCGAGAAAAUUUUAAGUUUUCAGGGAUUGCAAUUGAAGAAUUGCCAUCCAUAAUUUAUAGUCUUACGGGGCUUGCUACCUUGACGCUACGGUAUAGCAAAGACUUUGAGAGUCUUACAAGCAGCAUUUGUCGGCUCAAGUCCCUAAAUUAUCUCUCUCUUUCUGGUUGUACAGAGUUUAAGGUGUUUCCAGACAUAUUAGAAAAUAUGGAAAGAUUAGCCAGCCUUGAUUUGGAUAACACAUCUAUCAGAGAGCUUCCUGCAUCAAUUGAACGGCUUCAGGGGCUAGUGUCGUUAAAUCUGAAAAACUGCAAAAGCCUGGUCUAUCUUCCGAACAGUAUCUGCAAUUUGUUAAGUCUCGAAUGGCUCACUCUCAAUGGGUGCUCAAAACUUUCGAAGUUGCCUGAAGAUUUAUGGUAUUUGAAGCGCCUUGACAUAAAGGGAACUGGUAUACAUGGUUACUGCCCAGAACAGCAAUUCAUCAAUUUGGGGGGUUUGGCUCAGUUUCGAAGCACUGCACCUAAGAUUAAUGCAAUGGUCCCAAACAUUGAGCAAAAUGAGGCGGUGGCUGAUGUUGAAUCCCGCCUCCCCUGGAUGUGGCGCCAUGUGGAAGAGAGGCAGGAUCUAUGCGGAAGUCAAGCUAUGUGGAAGAGAUAUGUGGAAGGGAAGGGGCGCUAUGUGGAAGAGAGGCAGCAGGAUAUUGCGGAAUCAAGCUAUGUGGAAGAGAUGCGGCGUUAUGCGGAAGAAGCGGCAGCGGAAAGGCGCUCUGCGAAAGAAGUGGAAGAGAUGCGGUGGCGCUUUGCGGACGCCGCCGAAACUCUGCGGAAGAGAUGCGCCUCCGCGAAAGAGAUGGAGCGGCUCUCUGCGAAAGAAGCGGAAGAGAUGCGGCAUUUGGAAGAGAAGUGGCAGCGACAUUUGGAAAAGAUCAAACGUUGACGUUUAGGGCUGGGUUUUACCCUAAAAUGCCUGGGUACCUGUUUCUAAGGGGUAAUCCUAUUUAAACUCAUUUGUUUUCAUUUCACCCAUCGAUGUGGGACUGCCAACAAAUUUUUCAUCACAUUUUGACUGAUCCUGAGGAGUCAAGCUAUUUGGAAGAGAUGAUGCAGCGACGUUGACGUUUGGAAGAGGAGGCAGCAAUGUCUGGAGUUCCUUGAGGUAGAGGGAACUGUAGCAUCUCUCUCUUUAAAAACGAUAAUUUCUCAGCACUUAAGGGUAUUUGGAUCAGUGUCAGAGCACUGCACCUUUGAGUGAUAUGGUGGAAUCAAGCUACGGGGAAAAGGAGGAGGUGGCUGUUAAGGCAAUAUUGAGUGAUCUCAAGCAGUCGAGACAUGAGGAAGAGAAGGAGAAGGCGGUGGCAGCCUCAAGGAGAGGUGGAGGGAUAUGGGGUUGUAUCUGUGGGUCACGGGGUGAUGGGGAUUGAGGUAUUUAGCGCAUCAUCACUGAUAUAGUAGCAAGACUAAAGGACCUGCGAGAGGGAAGAAAUGGUGAUUUUGUGUGGUAAGAGUUUGCGACUCCUUCGUGUUUUGAGUUGGUUUCUGCUUCUGAGAGCUCUUUUAUUUAGUUUUUUGCUUUUUGGGGUAUUUCUUGCUUCACCUGCGGUUGGUACGUGGUAAGUAUUUACUUAUCCGUAUGUGUUGUAAAGUUGUUUUUUCUUUCUCUUCGAUCAGGUAAUGUAUUGUUAGUGAUUAAGCCUUGAAUUGGAAAUGGAUGGCUGAGAUUAAACUA